UGCGAGGCAAAAUGGUAGGGGUAUGAAGGAUGUUGUCUGACGUUGUUUUUCAAAUUGUAGAGUUACGGAAGAUUUACGUGUAUGUCUGGAAGAAAGCACUCAUCGUUGAAGAAUGGCGUGUAAUACGACUGCCAUAGAUACACAAAAUGCAUUGAACACAAGUUCCUCGAGUUUGGAUACCUGUCAGUUAGUCGAGGUAGAUUUCUGGGAUCAUGAAAACUGUAUCUUCCUUUUGAUAAAGGUUGGUAAGAAGUUUGGGAGGACAAGGAAAGGAUACACAAUUGGAUUUCCAAACUGUGCUUCACCAGGACAUCAACUGCAACAACAAUGAACUUCAGGUUAUGCGAAGAUGUAUUGAACAGAGGAUAGAAGAGUUGAAGCAAGUACCCCAGAAGAUCAUUGAUACAAGAACAUUUACGAGACCUAAGAAGCGUGUCAGCCGUCCUGCUCUGGAGACGAUGUUGGAAGUACCAAUUAUGGAAAACCGCCAAUUAUUAUCAUCUCCUUGGUUUGCAAAGAACAAUCUGUUGUCUUUGCGAGACAACAUAGAUGAUGUCACUAUAUCAUUUUCAUCUGACGCUGACAUUACAAAUAAAACUCUGUGUAAAAGUGUUUCUCCAAGCAUAAAUUCAUCUCCUCAUAUAUCUGGUGUGCAGACGAAGUUCGAAGUACCAGCAAUGGAAAAUCGGCAAUUAUUUUCAUCUCCUUGGUUUACAAAGAAGAACCUACAGUCUUUGGGAGAUAAUAUAGAAGACGUAUCUAUAACAUUUACAUCUUUGACAUCUGAACCUGAUAUUUUAAAUCAAACUUUCUGUAAAAAUGAUUCACCCAGCAUAAAUUCAUCAUUUCGACACAUAUCUGGUAUAAAGGGUGAUGAAAAAAAGAACAAUUCGGGUUUUCAUUUCACUACAGAAAACUUACUGUUCAAUACAACUUUGAAUAACAAAUGUUCUGCUGGUCAGACAAAUCAUAAACCCAAGGAGCAAGGAAAUAUCAAUGCAACAGACUUACCAACUCAGGACACAGGAUUCCCCUAUGCGACUAUGUGUAUUGAUCGGGAUACUGCAAAUAAUUCUGAAAUAUGAACAGUACAUUCUCAGUUGUGGACGGGACUGUGACUCGUAGCAUUAGUCGACAUAGUGGUCGUACUGCUUCGUGUGAGAGUGGAUUGGAUGAAGAUCAGCUCAGCAGUGCUUCUGACAGCAGUUACUCUUCUGCUAGCAAGCCCAUGAAUGUGGGUGAUGUCCAGAUAAUAGCGCACAUCCAGGAAGAAAGUCUGAAACAAGCAAAUUCGACUCCUGUGAGAGGAUAUGUAAAUGACCCAUUUUCCAAUUCGGGAGAUGAGCUACCUUCACCAAUUGUGCCUGGUAACUGUCCAGAUACAAACCAUGGAUACCAGUCAGAUCACUCAGAUCAUUCCUCAGGUGAUAGCCGUGCCAAAAGUUCUCGAAGUUCUGUUCGGUCAAGCUGUAGUAGCAGUCCCUAUGGCUCAACAAAUUUGCUCAGUAAUAUGAAUGACAAUGUCACAUAUCAGCAUCCAGUUGCUUUGCAGAGUAGAGUAUCGACAAGUGUUCCAUCAGCUCAGCAUCACGCCAUACAAAGACCAACUGUACCAGUUUUGAGACAACCAGAAAACGUAAGACCUCGGCCAUCGUCUAGUUUGCGACCUCCUUCCAUUCGACCUCCUAGGAUAAACACAAUCCCACCACAGGGAAGACCUUCUAGUGGCAUUCCUCGACCUCCUUCACGAUUGCCUUCAAGGUUGCCUGCUCCUAAAAUCAGGUCAUCAAAUGCUGGGCAGCCACCCAGCAAAACAAAUAAAAUGCCUGGUUAUUACUAAUUUAGAUGACAUUUUAAUAAUACCAUAGUGCCUCAAAUACACUUUUUUAUGAAAGACAUGAUAAACAUUGACUGGUUUUAAUAAAUUUAACAUUUUGUUAUAUGUGAUGAAGCUAUGUGGAAUUCUUCAGUUAAGAAGUUCACCAGAGAUGUUACACCUCACUUAAUGGAAAUAAGAAACAGUUCAUUUAAUACAUGAUUUCAGUAUUUACUUUUUUGUUCAGAGGUAACUGCUUUUGUUAAAAAAGACAUUACAUCUUGAAUACUAAUGUGUUUUUCAUUUACGUAUUAAUGUUUACCAAUAAUUGUAGACUGAAGUGGUUCUGGUGCUUGCUUUAAAAGUUGCAUAGUCUAGUUAAUUAUUCCACUUGUUAGAUGUUGAAAGACUGACCUGUUAAUGGCUUCGGUGAAUCAGUGCAUUGUCAUCCCUUCAUUAAAUUCUUCAUAAAACUGCAGUAUUAUGUGGUCUGUCACGUAAGAAAAGAGCUGAGUUUUACGAAGAUGUGCACAUCUGUUUUUAAAAAGUUACUAUUUUGUACUUUAGAGAAAAAAUGGAAGUUGAUAGCAGGCAUUUUUCAUAUCCUUCUGUUUUAAGGAGUAGAUUUUGAAAUGCAAGAAAUGAGUAUUGUUUUUGUAUCAAAAGAUUUUGUAAACAAAAAGUUGUAUAUAUUUAUAAAUUUAUGAAAAGAAAUCAGCAACAAUUGAUACAAUAAACUUUUUUU
This is a messenger RNA of Schistocerca serialis cubense, 2561 nucleotides long. RefSeq lists its product as uncharacterized. The transcript is spliced from 10 exons. The record is from RefSeq and is a predicted model, not a curated record. Lineage: Eukaryota; Metazoa; Arthropoda; Insecta; Orthoptera; Acrididae. Bases 1082 to 1840 code for a protein of 252 amino acids.